This is a messenger RNA of Pleuronectes platessa (European plaice), 1107 nucleotides long. Its product is annotated as potassium channel subfamily K member 15. The record is from RefSeq and is a predicted model, not a curated record. Gene Ontology annotation, cellular component: membrane. Gene Ontology annotation, molecular function: potassium ion leak channel activity. The transcript is spliced from 3 exons. Gene Ontology annotation, biological process: stabilization of membrane potential; potassium ion transmembrane transport. The coding region runs from base 1 to 1107 and encodes 368 amino acids. NCBI's taxonomy places the organism in Eukaryota, Metazoa, Chordata, Actinopteri, Pleuronectiformes, Pleuronectidae.
AUGAAGACGCACAACAUCAGGACCCUCUCUCUCAUCCUCUCCAUCGUUUGCUACCUGCUGGUGGGAGCCGCGGUCUUCAACGCGCUGGAGUCCGAGCGUGAGGGGGACAGGCGGAAGGUCCUGGAGCAGAGGCUGGGCGAGCUGCAGAGAAAGUACGGCUUCAGCGAGCGCGACUACAGGCAGAUGGAGCGGGUGGUGCUGCUGGCAGAGCCGCACCGAGCCGGCAGGCAGUGGAGGUUCACCGGCUCCUUCUACUUUGCCGUCACUGUCAUCACCACGAUAGGUUACGGCCACGUUGCUCCUCAAACUGAUGCUGGCAAGGCCUUCUGUAUGUUUUAUGCAGUCUUGGGCAUUCCCCUGACGCUGGUCAUGUUCCAGAGCCUGGGCGAGAGGAGCAACACUUUCGUCCGCUACCUCCUGCGAAGAGCCAAGCAGGGUCUGGGCCUGCGGAAGGUGGAGGUGUCCAUGGGGAACAUGGUGCUGGUGGGUCUGCUGUCUUGCAUGAGCACUCUGUGUGUCGGAGCUGUGGCCUUCUCCCAUUUCGAGGACUGGACCUUCUUCAAUGCCUAUUACUACUGCUUCAUCACGCUCACCACCAUCGGCUUUGGGGAUUUUGUGGCCCUGCAGAGGAGAGAUGCGCUGCAGAAGCGACCCCCGUAUGUGGCUUUUAGCUUCAUGUACAUUUUGGUUGGGCUGACGGUGAUUGGAGCUUUCCUCAACCUGGUUGUCCUGAGGUUCCUCACCGUGAGCCCAGAUGAGCCUGAUGUGAGGCCUGACACAGGGGGAGAGGAGCAGGGACCACAGCCCAAAGACGUACAGGAGGACAGGGAGGUGUCGGACUCUGAAGGAGAAACUGCUGAAGCCCCUGAACCCAGCAGACUCAGAUACUUGUUCUCCUGCGUGUGCUGUGACAUUCACGACCGCCCCCCUCCGUCUCACUGUGACCAGGAGCGGGGCCACAGCAACCCUGUCUUCUACGACUCCAUCUCCUACAGGGUGGACCGGGCCUCGUGCAGCUCCUGCACCCUGUCUGCACAGGCCUCCCCGUGUAGCGUAAGGCUCUGCCUGGGCAGGAACAAUCUUCUCACCAGGAGGAAGUCAUUCUGA